GUCCAAAGCCGCUUCUGGAGAUUUGGUGCAAGGGAUGCGGGCGAAGUACUUUCAGCCCAGACACAUACCUGACGAGCGACUACCUGGAAUGGCCGCCACAGUACUACAAUUAACACCCCGCAUGAAAGCGAUGAACAUAACGGCACCCCAACCAUCAGGCAACAUAUGCAAGGAUUGCCAUGAGACGAUCAGACGCGGGUGGCCAGGAGUUCCAAGAGCCCAGACAGUUGCAAAGCUAGAUAACACAGAGUUCAGGAAUGGGGAGUUCGCUGAAGCUCGGGCUACAUACCAGCAGGACACCCAAGAGAAGAUACAGUUUGGCAGUUCCAAGGUCAAGAAGCGUGCCAAAGCUGUCAAGAAAAAAGAUACUACAAAGGUGAAGCAGAGACUGAAGGGCAAGAUGAUGCGUGUGAGUCAGUACAGAGAGGCAUUUGGAUCUCCGAGCAAAUAUGGUCACAAGAUUAUCAAGGGGACAGACCCCGAAACUCAAGAGAAGUGCGACUGCGUGUUCAUCCCUGAGCAGAAGAGUGGAGAGUGGUCCGCAGAGAUCACAAUCACUUCGGGCGUUGUCAAUGAGACACUGAUUGACACGGACCGGGACGCGCUUAUGGAUGGACAAUUGCCGCAACCUCAGACAAGUACAUAGUCUGAGUCUGAGUCAUA
Durusdinium trenchii is the source of this 663-nucleotide messenger RNA. NCBI's taxonomy places the organism in Eukaryota, Dinophyceae, Suessiales, Symbiodiniaceae. The record is from the annotation of a GenBank genome assembly.